This is a messenger RNA of Drosophila rhopaloa, 1596 nucleotides long. RefSeq names its product mitochondrial thiamine pyrophosphate carrier (gene Tpc2). The coding region runs from base 473 to 1441 and encodes 322 amino acids. Gene Ontology annotation, biological process: thiamine pyrophosphate transmembrane transport. The record is from RefSeq and is a predicted model, not a curated record. Gene Ontology annotation, molecular function: thiamine transmembrane transporter activity. Lineage: Eukaryota; Metazoa; Arthropoda; Insecta; Diptera; Drosophilidae. Gene Ontology annotation, cellular component: mitochondrial inner membrane. The transcript is spliced from 2 exons.
UUAUAUUGCAAAGGUAUAAAUAUACACAUUUGAAACAAGGGAUCCCUUUUUUGAAUAUUCAGACAAACUUUCACAUAAAAUAUGUCAGAAUCUGUUCAAGCUGGAUUCACGCAAGUUAAAUAAAAACAUAUUCUUAAAUAGUUGUACUAACAAUUUGUGCGAUAAAAUAAAUCUUACUUAUGAAGCUCUUGAACUAGAUGUCCAUUAGGGUCAGGAAUUAUGCUUUUAAAAGUUCUCCGAACUGUAAUCCUUUAUAUUAUUGUCAGACAAAUUAUUUGUGUUUAAACAUAUAAAAUCCAGCAGAAUUUUGAGUUAUGGACACGAACUUAAACGAAGCCUAGCCAGUGUCCACUCAAUAAUUAAAUACAGUGCGGAAUGACCACACACCAUCUCACAACUUUGCGUACCAUUGUAGCUCCUGCAUUGCUGGAGAGUCCGUUCGUGGAACCGAGCCCACACCCACCACCCCCCGAUGCCUGAGAACUCGGCGCGAAUCCAGGUAAUGCAGGCCGUCGGCGGCGGAAUCGCCGGAGCCGCCACUCGCACCAUAACCCAGCCCUUGGACGUGCUGAAGAUCCGCUUCCAGAUGCAGGUCGAGCCAGUCACGAACCACAAGGGCUCCAAGUACCGCGGAGUCAUCCACGCCAUCAAGUCUGUGUACGCCGAGGAGGGGAUGCGGGGCAUGUUCCGUGGACACAACUCCGGCCAGGUGCUGAGUGUCACCUACGCCCUGGUGCAGUUCUGGUGCUACGAGCAGCUGCGCUACAUGGCCCACCACUCGCCCUUCUGGAACGAGCGUCCCUUCCUCAUGUUUUUCUUCUGCGGAGGACUGGCCGGGUGUCUGGGCGGCUUGGUGACCCAGCCCCUGGACGUGGUGCGGACGCAGAUAGUGGCCGCCGAUCCCUCGUCGCACCGCAGCCAGAUGAGCACCCUGCACGGGCUGCGAAGGGUCUACCGGCUGGAGGGCUGGGCGGGUCUUUUCCGGGGACUGCCCUUCACGCUGGCGCAGAUCUUCCCGCUGGUGGGGGGAAACUUUCUGUUUUACAAGUACCUGAACGCCCUGGUACUGAUGGCCAAGCCGCCCGAGCAGCGCCAGGAGAUCCACGGCGGCUUCCUCUUCCUCAACGGGGCCUUGUCCGGGGUGGCGGCCAAGAUGCUCGUCUACCCGGCGGACCUGCUCAAGAAGCGCAUCCAGUUGGUGGCCUUCAAGCACGACCGGAAGAGCUUUGGCCGGAACCCCGACUGCCCCACGAUCCUGGGGUGCAUCACCACCACGUUCCGGGUGGAGGGACUGGGAGGCUUCUACAAGGGCAUGUCGCCCACCCUGCUCAAGGCCGGGCUGACCAGCGCCGUCUACUUCACCAUCUACGACUUGUUCAAGCGGCACUACAUCGGCCCCAUGAAGGAGGCCGACAAGGUCCGGCCCAAGCACGGGAAGUAGUGGUCGUAACAGUCGUCAAGCACAGUCGAAUGUGUCCGGCAUCGCGUGAGGAUGUGUGGAAUAUGGAUGAGCGAACAAGUCGUAUAUAAGUUAAGAGUCCCGUGGAUGGAGUGAAUUGAAGGGCAUAUGCGGUAGACUAGACGACCAGAUGGCCA